CCUCUAGAAUUUUCGCGAGCUGUUUACGCGUAUAAAACUAUUAAUUAAAAAUAAAAUAAAACUUGAUGAUAUUUAAAAAAAAAAAUUAUUGUAUUAAAUUCUACAUAUUUCAAAGAUUAAUAAUUGAUAUGAUAAUAUUUUUUUGAUAUCGUAUUUAUAUUUUUUUUCAGAGUUCGAAAUUUCUCGAAAAUUCAGUGUUUACAAUAUUGUUCGCGAUUAUUCGCGAUUGCGACUGAUCGAUGUAGUUGUGUGUGUAAGGCGAGUAUAAAUACACGGGAUAAUUCCAGCUGAGGCAUCAGUCGAAUCAAAGCAAGCAAAACAUUCACAAAUAAAAAAACAAACAAACAAACCGGUGUUACCACCUAAACAAUAACAACAAAUAAAAAAAGUGUUUAAUUGAGUUGAAUUAUAAGAAAAAGUGUAAAAUUAAUUAAACAGAUUAAAACAAAGUCUACGUUAUAAAAAGUUUGAUAAAUCUUCAAUACAUUUUGUUAAAAGAAGAAAGUUGAUUAAUAAACAAAUCAAGAUGUCUUUAGUACCAAUGUUAUUCUCCAACUGGUGGGAAGAUUUGGAUCAUCCUCAUCAUGUUUUUGACCAAGAUUUUGGUGUUGGAUUGAGCCAUGAUCAAUUGUUGACACCACAAUUGCUCCAGGCUUAUAUGUCACCAGCUGAACGACGUCUUCUUGCCCGUCCAUUUGUUAAUUACGCACGUCCAUGGGCUGAACUUCUUCGCAAUGCUGAAUCAGCAACAUCAACAGUCAAACCAGACAAGGACAAGUUCCAAGUUAUUCUUGAUGUUCAACAAUUUAAGCCUGAAGAGAUUGAUGUCAAGGUCAAAGAUAAAUUCGUCACUGUUGAAGCUAAACAUGAAGAAAAACAAGAUGAACAUGGCUGGAUUUCACGUCAAUUCCAACGUAAAUAUUUGAUUCCAGAACAGUGUGAUCUUGCCAAGGUCAACUCAUCAUUGUCAUCAGAUGGUGUACUUACAAUAACUGUACCAAGAAAACCAGAAAAAGCCAUUGAAAAUGAGAGAAGCAUCAAGAUUGAACACACUGGUAAACCAGCCAUUCGUGAAGAUGAUAAAAAAGCCAUCAAACAACAAAAAGAACAAACAAAUGGUCCCAAAAAAUAAGUUGUUUAAUUGUUUAAAAAAAACAACA
Aphidius gifuensis is the source of this 1160-nucleotide messenger RNA. RefSeq names its product protein lethal(2)essential for life-like. Gene Ontology annotation, molecular function: protein folding chaperone. Gene Ontology annotation, biological process: protein refolding; response to heat. Lineage: Eukaryota; Metazoa; Arthropoda; Insecta; Hymenoptera; Braconidae. The coding region runs from base 527 to 1132 and encodes 201 amino acids. The record is from RefSeq and is a predicted model, not a curated record. The transcript has 2 exons.